AUGGCCUCAACGUCGACAACCCAACGCCUCCUCCGCGAACUCAAAGACUACACCAAGUCCCCCAACGAGGCGCUCCUUCACCUGGGCCCCGUCGGCGAAGAUGAUCUCCUACACUGGGAAGCCGUCCUGAAGGGCGUCAAGGGCACACCCUACGAAGGCGAGUCAGGCGGCCUCUGGGCCCUCCAAAUCACCAUCCCGCCCAAUUACCCCCUCGCGCCGCCCACCAUCCGUUUCGCCACCCGCAUCUCCCACCCCAACAUCUCCUUCACAACCGGCGAGAUCUGCCUCACGCUGCUGACGACCGAGCACUGGAGCCCCGUGUACACGCUCUCGACCACCCUGACGGCCAUCCACCAGCUGCUGACGGAUCCGCGGCCGGACUCGCCGCUGAACGUCGAUGUCGCGGCCCUGCUGCGUGAUGGGGAUAUCCCUGCGUGGGAAAGUAUUGUGCGGUAUUGGACGGAGGAGGAGCGGUGGCAGGGCCAGGGGAAUGUUGUGCGAUGA
Molecule: messenger RNA, 504 nt
Organism: Aspergillus clavatus NRRL 1
Lineage: Eukaryota; Fungi; Ascomycota; Eurotiomycetes; Eurotiales; Aspergillaceae
Gene: pex4
Product: putative ubiquitin conjugating enzyme (UbcJ)
Exons: 2
Coding region: 1-504 (167 amino acids)
Source: RefSeq, a predicted model, not a curated record